Paramecium primaurelia is the source of this 1661-nucleotide messenger RNA. NCBI's taxonomy places the organism in Eukaryota, Ciliophora, Oligohymenophorea, Peniculida, Parameciidae. The record is from the annotation of a GenBank genome assembly.
AUGAGCACAUACAAUCAAUAUUAUUGUACAUCAUGUUACAAUGUUUGGGAUUAAAAUUAAUGUAUACCCAAACUUUUAAAUUGUGGACAUUCCUAUUGUCUUAAAUGUCUCUAACGUCUAUUCAAGAACAAUCAAAUAAUUUGUCCUGAUGAUAUGUAUAUCAUUUUAUCAAUAUCUCAAGGUAAUCCAUUAAAAUUGACUCACUCAAUUAAUUAACUACUAAUCAAGAAUUAUUACAUCCCCCACUCUAAAUAACUUUACAUACCUCACAACAUGAUGUCUCUAUAAUCCAAUCAGAUAAUAUAACAUAAUCUACAACUCGCCUAUAUACUAAUAUUCCUGAAAAUUCAGUUUACAUCCAAUAACAACUCUAUAUCAAUCAAAAAGAACAUAUCCCAUACACUAGACUAUAAUUAUAAUAAUGUCAUUAACAACUUCAAGAAUCUCAUUAAUAAUUUGAAUUAAACCAGUAAACUAAUUGUAAUGAAGCCUAUAAAAUGAUCACUCUAUAGAAACGAACCUUAAUUGAAUAAAUAUAAUAGAACUUUUUAGAUUUUCAAAUUAAACUCAAGAAUCUUGAAAAUCAACUCUUAAAUUAAGUUAAUAUUAUAGCCUUAAAAUUUGAAGAUGAUAUCAAAUAAUUACAUAUUUAAUUUGAUAACAAAACAAUUACUGAAAUCUUAUCUAUAAAAGAAAGGUAAAUCUCUUUAUUUAUGAAUAGUUAGAAUUGAAUAAUUGUUACUCUUAUCUAAUGAUAAUCUAAAUACAAAAGUAGAUUUGGUUAACUCCCUAAUUCGAUAGACUGAACUUACUAUUAAAAAUUUAGAUAAAUAAACUCCUCUUCUAAUUCAAGACAUUGCUACUUAAGAAAUGUAAAUCAAAUUUGAUCUAACUAUCUAUGAUUACUUGCCUUUAUUUUGUACUAUAAAAAAAUACAAUAAAAACAGAUCAGAAAAUAAAAGCAAAAGCAGAAUCAAUACAUUAAAUGAUUACGAUUCUAAUAAUUAUACUAUUAAUCACUCUAAUUAAUCUCUUACUUAAUAUAGUCCAAAACCUAAGGAAUAUGACAAGUCCUUCUCAAAACCAUUUUAAUAUUCAAAAAAUGCUCAUCAUCUUGAAGAUACACCUUAUUAGAGAUUGAAUCCAAGAGAAUUAACUUUUGGAGGCUAUAUUCAACAAAGAAGAUCUAAUGAUUCUAAAAAUUAAAGAAGUUUAUCAUCCAGUAAACUUUUCUAAACCACUGGUAUCAAUCGUAUUAAAGAUCUUCUAUUUAAAGGAUUAACUAUUGAGAAAUUAGAUUUAACUAAUCAAAGUAAAUUAUUAUAUUUCAUCUAGAUUUAAGUGAUCCAGAUAUACAAGAUCUUAUUAUAUUAAUUCAAAAAUCUAAUUCAUAAAUUGAAAUUCUUAAAUUAACCAAAAAUAGGAUCACUGAUAUUGGAUUAGACUAUUUACUCACUCUAUUAAUGAAACGAAGUGAUAUACAUACUCUCAACUUAUCCAAUAAUGAUUGCACUGAAAAAUCAAUAUAUAUGAUUGAGAGAAGAAUAUAAUAACUAUUUGGAAAAACCAUCUAUCUUUCAAAUUGCAAACUCAAUAACUUAAAGUAAUUAAAAUAGAAAUAAACUAUAUUUCAAAAUAAAGGUGUCACUUUGUUUUUAUGA